Molecule: messenger RNA, 2889 nt
Organism: Chrysemys picta bellii (western painted turtle)
Lineage: Eukaryota; Metazoa; Chordata; Testudines; Emydidae
Product: alpha-2,8-sialyltransferase 8F-like
Biological process (GO): oligosaccharide metabolic process; N-glycan processing
Molecular function (GO): alpha-N-acetylneuraminate alpha-2,8-sialyltransferase activity
Source: RefSeq, a predicted model, not a curated record
AGAGGUAGCCUCUGCACUCCAAAGAGAUGCCUGGGAGAAACUGGAACAAAGGACAGUGACUACCGGGGUGUGUGAGUGAUUGCUGGACCCAGACUAGAAGGAGGCUAGUCUGUAAAAGAAGCUUACUGGAACAUCUCUGAGGCGAGCGGCAGGAUGGGCCCCCCCGAGGAUGCUGCAGAGACAGAGCUGGGCGCUGGUCCUGGGUAUGAGCAUCAGCUUCAGCAUCUCUGAGCUGUGGAGCCUUCAGAGCCCCAAGGCCCUGGUGAUGGGGGCAGAGCGGUGCCCGGAGUUGGUGCAGAACUGUAGCACAGGGACCCUCCCCCCCAGGCCGGACCAGGACUGGAUCUUGAGGCAGUUGAAGCUACAGGGCUACCCCUGGACGUAUAACGCCAGCGCCCUGGGCCAGUACAGGGAACAGCUGGGAGCCUGCUGUAACGCUUCAGCUGACCUGGUGCUGACCCAGAACAACACCCAGAACGGCUCCCAGAUCGUCUACGACGGAGAGCCGGACAAGAAGUAUCUGGUGGAUGAGAAGCUGUGGGAGAUGCUGCCGCAGGUCUCCCCAUUUCAGGAUGCCCCAUACAACACCUGCGCCGUGGUGGGAGGAGGGGGGAUCCUUCAAAACAGCAGCUGUGGCCCCGAGAUCGACCGCGCCCAGUUCGUCAUCAGGAUCAACCCCCCAUGGGGCUCCCCCCCCAUGAACUUUAUUGACGACGUGGGCAACAAAUCGAACAUCGUCACCAUGAACCCCAGCGUCCUGCGCGACCGGUUCGGGGGUCUGAGAAACCAGCACCAGAACUUUACAGAGGUGGUGGGUGCCUACGGGGCCCCGCUGCUCCUCAUCCCAGCCUUCAGCUUCGCCGGCAACAGUAAUAUCUCGUUCCAAGCACUCUACAUCCUGAAGAACUUCAGCUCUCCAGUCCGCACCUUCUUCAUGAACCCCGAGUACCUGGCAGGGCUGGACAGGCACUGGCGUUGCCGUGGCCUGUGUGCCAAACGCCUUUCCUCAGGCUUCAUGCUGUUGAAUGCCGCCCUGGAGCUGUGCCAGCACCUCACCCUCUACGGCUUCUGGCCCUUCUCCACUGACCCCGAGGGGCGGCUCCUGCCCGAGCACUACUAUGACAACCAGCCCCCCAAGCCGGGCAUUCACGCCAUGUCCGAUGAGUUCACCCGCUACCUGGGCAUGCACCUGCAGGGCGCGCUGCGGCUGCAUCUGGGGCGCUGCCAGGAGGGCCCGGCCGGCGGCCGCGCACAACAAGGCUCGGAGGGGGGGGCUCUGAAAUGAGCUCCCCGGCGCCUCAAUUCCACCUGACUCCCUCCCCAGGUACCAAAGGAGGAAAAUAGCCAGUGGCAUCAAUUCAUUUGGCAUUCGUUAAUUGCCAUUCAUUAAUUGGCUUCUUUUCAGUGCUAUUUGAUUACCAAAGUUCAUUAAUGGCAAGGUGUUCGUUGGCCUCCUUUAAUUACUAUUUAAUUAUCACAGUUCCUUCAUUAUGAGUUGUCGGCUGGCCUAUUCAUAGCUCUUUAAUUAUUGCAGUUUACUAACUGUAAUUAAUAAGUCAGCACCUCUUAAUUGUGAUUUAAUUAUCCCAGUUCGUUAGUCAAUCAUCCUUCAUUGCCAUCUGUUGGUGGCUAGUGAGUCCUGGCCGACAGUUACUUGUAAUGAGUCAUUCACCAGCUGUUUGUCACUAAUAAAGGCUCUUUGGUGAUUGCUCUUCAUUGGGGUGUGAGGGGUCGUCACCCCCGGGGUGCAGUCUGCGCCCCCUAACACUCCCACUGCUUUGCUGGUAACUCAGCCAGCCCCCGUUAUCACCCAACGCGACAGCAGGUGGCGCCGCACACCCAACUCAGCUACCUGAGUGCUUUACCGAAGCCACUCGUACAUCAACUAUAUAAACACCAGCCAAUUCCCCAGCUCCCCAGCCUUGCCCCCCACGGGAGUACAGACCCUGAAUUCUACCGUCUUGCACUGCCCAGGAGUCUGUCCGGGGCAAGCUCGUUAAUCCAUCGAUGCGGGGAUGGUCUGCGCCAGCCUUGACUGGCUGAGCUGUGAUUUCCCCACUCAGAAACGCACGGGUUGGGAUAAAACAUAAAACAAGUUUAUUAAACUACAGAGAGCGUAACUCAUAGAAUUAUUUUGUUAGCCAUUAUAGCCUACUAAUCCAGCCAGCCAUAUCAAAGAAUGUGUUUCUUUUUCUGAAUUCAUCCAUUUCAUUCUUAUAUUUUAUCAGUAUUAAUUCCUUGGACUUUAGGAUGCAUUGAGGCAUAAGAUAUGUUUCCUAAUAGUUACACAUAGAAUAAGUUUUGCUGAAAUGCAAGAAGCCUACCGGCCUGUAAGAUCCGGUAAGAUCAGCUCUGUAGCUAAAAGUAUAAUCAGUUAAGAGUAGGUCAGCAGAAAAGCUGGCAACCUUUGGCACAGGUAAGAAUGGUCCCUGGACUUUGGGGGACCAAAGGGAGGACCCACACACAACACUGAACAACUUUAUCCGGCAUCUGCAACCGGUUGGUAACCGCAGGGUCCACCACAAACCUGGGAGUCGCAAAGAGAGCCUAGGUUGGCAGUUUUGGAGAGAGAUCAUCCUUAUUAAUAUCCAUAGAAAGUAAGUGUGAUAAUCCACUAACCUAGAGGAGAAGGGUCCCCGUACAGUUCUUAGGAUACGGAAAUAAGAUUUGGGUAUAGUAGGUUGAGCCUGAGUUACAUAGCGUCAGGAUCCUAUAAAAUACCUGGUAAGGAAGAGUCAGGAGGCUCUUCUAGCACCAGAAGCUUUGGUUUCUUGGAGUGUUUUUUCCAAGAACUCUUUCUUGUCUUUGUUCUCCUCUAUUCUACAGCAUUUAUAAAUUUCAUAGCAUUUAUUCUUCUUCUGUUAAUCUCAAUAAAGUUUUUAUCACUUU